CAAACAAAACAAAACAAAACAAACAAAAAAAGCAGUGGCUCUAGUCAGCCAGAUAGAAACGACUUGGGGUGCAGGCUCUAAGGUACGCAGCUGCCCAGAAGCCUGGCUGGUAGAUGGAGAUGUGAACGGGGCACAGGGCUCUCUAGGUGAGCAGGAGGCAGCAAAAAUGACACUUCCAGGGGGUCUACGUGGGAGGAAGAUGGGGCCAGGAGGAGGGCACUUCAGGUCAGACUGAGGGAGAAUGUGCCAUCCCGAGGAGACUGCUGAUGUAAUUAUGAAAGUCUAUGUCCUAGUUCCUGUAACACUGCCCUGGUGUACAACCUCGAGCCACUGCAGACUGCACGUGUGAGGACCCCUGCCUGCCCUGUCUGGCUUCUCUGAACCUAAUAAGGGAGAGGAUACAUAUGGAAAAAGAACACAGAAGAGAAAGACAAAAAAAAGCACCAAGGUCCAUGUUCAGAUAGCCCUGGUAAUUUUAACUUGCAGCUCACCCAAGAAGAGCUUAACGGUCGCGAGAGUAUAUAAGAAGCCCCCACCCGACCCUGCCCAGCACGCAGCACCCAAGGGAGGCUGGAAGCAGAAUGCGCGUGCCCAGUACAGCGCUAUUCAGUCCGCAGGCUUUUUGAGGGUUUCAACUUCAAAGAAAGGUCGGCUUCGGGGCGGACUUUGCUUCAGUCCCAGGUCUCGGGAGAAGGCGGGGAGACAGACUGGGACACCGAGCAUGCACAAGGGGAGGGAUCUUGAAAUAGGCGGAAAGCGAGAAUGCUCCCCUCCGGACCCGGUUUGCCAGGCGAAGUGAGAAGCACUGAGGCCUGAGGAAGCUCCACGCGCGCGCAAAGGGCCACUGGGGUGGCGAUGGUUGUGAGAACGCUGCUGCCCCGCCCGUGCCGAAAGGGAAACCCCAGGGGAGGCGGAGGCCAGCGGGGACCUGUGGUCCCCUUCAUUCACGACGGACAGAAAGGGCGACCCCCCAAAGCCACUUCCAGAUCUUGCGACGGGAGCAGAGUUACCACAGAGACGCCCGUCCCAAGGCCCCGCGCAUCGGAAGUUUCAGUCCCCUAGAUUCUGGCUGACGACGCGUCCCCAAGGCAAGUUCUUCGCAGCAGCCGACCCGCCCCACUCCGGACACAGCGAGGUCUGAGGACCACGUUGAGACGUCAUUUCCGUCGUGAUCCGCGGCCGCUAUGGAAGGGGCGGAGCCGCAGCGGAGAGCGCUCAGCUUAGACGUCAUUUCCGGGGAGCCCAGCGGAGGCCACGGCAACAUGGCCCUGAACGGCGCUGAAGUUGACGACCUCUCCUGGGAACCCCCAACUGAGGCGGAGACGAAGGUGCUGCAGGCGCGACGGGAGCGGCAAGAUCGCAUCUCCCGGCUCAUGGGCGACUAUCUGCUGCGCGGUUACCGCAUGCUGGGAGAGACGUGCGCGGACUGCGGGACGAUCCUCCUCCAAGACAAACAGCGGAAAAUCUACUGCGUUGCUUGUCAAGAACUCGACUCAGAUGUGGAUAAAGAUAAUCCCGCUCUGAAUGCCCAGGCUGCCCUCUCCCAAGCUCGGGAGCACCAGCUGGCCUCAGCCUCAGAGCUCCCCUUGGGCUCUCGACCUGCGCCCCAGCCCCCAGUACCUCGUCCGGAGCACUGUGAGGGAGCCGCAGCAGGGCUCAAGUCAGCCCAGGGACCACCCCCUCCUGCUGUGCCUCCAAAUGCAGAUGUCAUGGCCUGCACACAGACAGCCCUCUUGCAGAAGCUGACUUGGGCCUCCGCUGAACUGGGCGCUAGCACCUCCGUGGAGACUAGCAUCCAGCUGUGUGGCCUUAUCCGGGCAUGUGCGGAGGCCCUGCGCAGCUUGCAGCAGCUGCAGCACUGAGAGUAGCCCCUGAGAAAAACCCUCUAGAAAAACA
Molecule: messenger RNA, 1896 nt
Organism: Sapajus apella (tufted capuchin)
Lineage: Eukaryota; Metazoa; Chordata; Mammalia; Primates; Cebidae
Gene: ZNRD2
Product: zinc ribbon domain containing 2
Exons: 4
Coding region: 1185-1862 (225 amino acids)
Source: RefSeq, a predicted model, not a curated record